Messenger RNA from Sceloporus undulatus (fence lizard), 12014 nucleotides. It is a transcript of the gene RAI1, whose product is annotated as retinoic acid induced 1. NCBI's taxonomy places the organism in Eukaryota, Metazoa, Chordata, Lepidosauria, Squamata, Phrynosomatidae. The record is from RefSeq and is a predicted model, not a curated record. The coding region runs from base 148 to 6111 and encodes 1987 amino acids. The transcript is spliced from 5 exons. Gene Ontology annotation, cellular component: nucleus. Gene Ontology annotation, biological process: circadian regulation of gene expression; regulation of transcription by RNA polymerase II.
UAGUAUUUGGGGAGACCUCUAAGGAAUACCAGGAGUGCUUUAUUUCGAGAGAAGGAACUGCAAAGCCACUUCCAAGGAUCCCUUGCCUAAGAAGACCCUCUGAAAUUAAUGGGGUCGCCAUAAGUUGACAGAUAUCCAGGCCCAGCCAUGCAGUCCUUCCGCGAAAGGUGUGGUUUCCAUGGCAACCAGCCGAACUACCAGCCGACUUCGGCGCAAGAUUCAUCACGCCUGGAGAAUUACAGGCAUCAAAGCCAGGCUGGGCCGCACUGCGAACGCCAGAGGCUGGUAGCCAAGGAGUACUAUAGUCAGCCCCAGCCACCGCAGCCACCGCCGCCGCCGUUGCCGUACCCAGGCUACGGGGAAAACAGCGCCGUGGACAAAUACCACCGUGGGAGUAAGCCCUUGCGGGGCCAGGCGAUCCCUAGUCGGCCUCCGUCCUUCCCAAGCUACGCCAUCCAGGAGAACAGCCCCUACCCGGCCCGCUAUUCCGGCGAGGAGAGCUUGCAAGGCUGGGGUUCGCCUCAGCCGCAGCAACCUCCGCAACCUUUGCCCGGAGGAGUGGCCAAAUACGAGGAAAACUUAAUGAAAAAGACGGCCGCUCCUUCGGGAAGCAGGCAAUACCACGAGCCGGGCCCUCAGCUCCCCUUCCGGACUCACUCCUUGCACCUCCAGCAGCCGCCUCCGCCGCCACCGUCGACUUUGAGCUAUCCCAAGCUCCCGAGGCAGAAAAUCCAGAAUGAGGUAUCUUCUCCGAUGCCAUUUCCACAAGGGGCUCACUUUACUCAACAUUCGCAGUCCUUCCCGGCCUCCUCCACAUACACCUCUGUCCAAAGCGGGAGCCAAGCGGCUCAUUCCUACAAAAGUUGCAAUGCUCCCUCGGCCCCACCACCGCCGCCGCCGCCUCACGAACGGAGUCUCGGGAAUGCCGCUAAUCUGUCCUCUGGGCAACGGGUCCAGAGCUUACAUGGCUACCAGCCUAACCGAAUCAGUUACGACCAACAACAGCAGCAGCAGCAACAGCAGCAGCAGCAGCAACAACAACAACAACAGCAGCAAUCCAUGCAAGGCAGACACCAUGCUCAGGAGGCCCUUCAUUAUCAAAACCUUGCAAAAUACCAACAUUAUAAUCAGCCAGGACAGAGCUACUGCCAAGCGGAUGCACCUGUGAGGACACCAGACCAGUAUUACCAAACUUUUAGCCCCGGUUCCAGUCAUUCUCCGGCCCGUUCCGUUGGUAGAUCUCCAUCCUACAGUUCGACUCCUUCCCCUUUGAUGCCUAACUUGGAGAACUUUCAAUACAGCCAGCAGUCUUUGAGUACAGGAGCGUUCCCAGCCAGCCUCGCCGAUCACAGCUCUUUCAUGCCUUUGUUGAACCCUUCGCCAACCGACGGGGCGAGUCCAGACACUCAGCCCCCCGGGAACUGCAAGAACUUGCCGAAGGAAAAAAUGGCUGAGAACCUCUUGUCGGACCUGAGUCUUCAGAGCUUGACGGCGCUCACCUCGCAAGUCGAAAACAUUUCCAACACCGUCCAGCAGCUGCUUCUUUCCAAAUCCACAGGGAUGCCCCAGAAGAAAGGGAUCAAAAAUUCACCCAGGACACCCGAACAGCUCAAGGGUCAGCAUUGCAGCCCCGAAAGUAAUAAUUAUUCCACUGAGCAAGCAGGGACUCCACACUCAGACCCUCUUAGCACGCCGCAGUCAGUCCAUGCUGAAACCCAGGAUGCUGAUUAUAUGAGUGGAUCUGAGGAGCAACUCGAAAGAGGGUUCCUCUACUGCAAUCAGAGCCGCAGCCCGGCCCGUGUCAACAGCAACUCCAAGGCAAAGCCCGAGUCCGUCUCUACUUGCUCCGUGACUUCGCCAGACAAUGCAUCAACAAAGUCUGACGAUUCCUUCCAGAGCAUCCACACCAGUCUUCCGCUGGAGACCUUCACCAAGUUUGUGGCCAACGAGAGAGAUUGCCCCAGAUUGCUCCUCAGUGCCCUUUCUCAAGAGGAGCUUGCCUCUGAAAUUAUUGGCUUGCAAGACGCCAUCAAUGAGAAAGCAGACAAAGGCUGGGCCAAUUCCCCAGCUCCAAACAAAGACCCCGACAAAUCCCCCUUCCACUUGGAGAAUCACAGAACCUGCCUGGAUUCUGUGGUCAAAAGCCCGUGGUCCAAUCCGGGGGACUCCAAUACCCUUGCCGAACCCUUGAAGUUAGACAAAGCCUUGGGAGGGAACAAUGGGAAGAAUUUUACCGAAGAGGUAUAUGAUAACCCCCAGGUGGUAUUUACAACAGCGGAGACAAAGAACUCCCUAAAAACCACCAGCUCGGUAGGCUACAACUCCAAACCCAACAUCUCAGUGGCCACCUCCAGCUCAGAGGCCACGAGUUUCAGCUGCUAUUCGAAUGCCACAGCCAAUUCGGUAGGAUCUGAAAGUGCCAUGGAGAACUUCGACUGGCCAGAUGAAAACCUCAGCGACACGUGGAAAGAACUUGGGUCGAGUCUCCAAGGGUCAGAUCUUUCCAAAACUCUGUUCUCUAGCAAACUGAGUGAGACUUCCGAGGAGAAAAAAAAUGCCUGCUGCUUGAGUCUUUGUGAUACAGAGGAACCGGCUGGAUCUGAGCACAUGGAAGGUUUCACUCAGCAGCAGCAGCAACAACAACAGCAACAGGAGAACAAGGGAGAAAACUUAGCAUACGAUGAGACCACCAGGGCAGACAGUGAACGAUGGCUAGAAGACACCACUAGGCAGUCUUGUUCUGGAGGAGACUUCAGCGAACUCCCAAUGAUGUCCUCUCCAGACCUUAAAGAAUCUGAUUUGGAACCAGAAGAAUAUUCCUCUUUGUGUGAACUUGCCGGUUCUGAGCAAAAGUCUGUGACCUAUGAUGCUUUCACACCUAAGCCAGCAGAGAAUGCUCCUGCCCUUUCCCUCCAAGACACACCAGGCUCAGCAGAGGAGACAACCAAUGCUGUUGCAAAAGAGAGUACCGCUCCUUCUUCGCAUCUCUCCGACCAAUCCGUUAUCCUCUUAGGCCCAACAGUGGGCACAGAGACAAAAGUGAAAAGUUGGUUUGAAUCUUCUCUCCAUCACUUGAAGCCCGAGGAGGAGACCUUGGGGGUUGAAAAUGCCCUCCCUGAUAAGGCAGAAGCAUCAGUGACCUUGGUGGGGAAGAAACCGAUCUCGCUGGAAAAAAACCCAAUAAUAUCCGAACCAACAUCCAGGGGUAAGAGCCUUCGCAGUAAGAAGGUCUCCUGCAGGCUGUCGGGAGGAGAAGAACCCAUCCAACCCAUGUCCAGCCCUUGUACAGGCAUCCAGGCAGCUGACAUGGUGGCCAACAUGUGCCCUGGCCCAAACAAUCUGAUCGAAAUGCCAAGUAAGAAUCCUCAUGGCCAAACUCCCCGGUUUCCAGCGGAAGGCUUACCGGCUAGGAUGUGUACCCGCUCCUUUACUGCACUGACCGAACCCAGGGUGCCGGAUCCUCUAGAAGGUGCAAAGACCUCGGCUCCUCAAGAGAAACUGGGCAAGAAGUCAGCUUGUGUCCUGAAACAGAGAGCCACGUUCAAAGCUAGGAAGCCGAAUGGUAAGCCCAGCAACCCGUCUCCCAUGCUGGUCCCAAAUUUUGUGCCGAAUGAAGACCCUGCUGGACCUAAAAUCAAAGAAGCCAACCCUUCAGAAGCAGAAAUGAAGGAUCAACAGUCCAUGAUCCUUCGGUCCAGAACUCGGACUCAGGAGGUCUUUAAUGCAAAGCGGAAGAGAGAGAAGGGCACUAUGGAUACCCAGCUCAAACCACCCAAGAAAGUUUUUCCAAACCACCACCUGCUGGGUUCCUUCAAGAUGAGUCCCCAAAGCAGGUCUGAAAGGGAGAGCAAGCUGGGCAAAAAGGUAAAGCUUCCUAAAGCCAGACCUGAAAUGGUGGACAAGGUUUCCGAGAGACCACUCCAUGCCCUGAAGAGGAAGUCUGCCUUCAUCCCUCCGGUUCCUGCUAAAAAAAGGAACCUGGUUUUAAGGAGCAACAGCAAUGGCAGCAGCACCGUGAAGGAGGAGAAGCCAGAAGUCAUGCCUGUCCUGUUCAAAAGGAUGCCGUCGGCCAAAAAGGCCAAAACGAAGCCCUCUCCCAAGAACCUCUGUGAAGCCAUCCUCAGGUCUCCUCAGGCCAAGGAAAACCCCGGAGUUUGCCUCAAGAUCAGUUCUCGGGCUGCCUUCCAGGGAGCCAUGAAGACGAAAGUGCUUCCUCCGAGGAAAGGCCGAGGCUUGAAGCUGGAAGCCAUCGUUCAGAAGAUCACCUCCCCUAAUCUGAAGAAGUUUGCUUGCAAAACGGCUGUGGCUGCCACCGCCGCCACCGCCAUCUCUUCUCCUGUCCCCACCAACAGCAGCAAUAGCAGCAGCAGCAGCAGCAGCAGCUCCCACAGUAAUCCUCUCAGCCCUUCCCUACCAGAGAGGGAGCCGGCCUCAAAGAAUGCAAGCAUAACCCCAGCGGCGGGGGAAGCCAGGCCAUUAAACCAGGCCGUGUCACAAAAGGCUCCCGCUGCUCCAGCCGCUGAGCAAUUAUGCAGAAACCCGAACAACAGAUCCUUCAGAGGAAAACUAAUGAACAGUAAGAAACUGUCCUCCAACUGUUUCAAGGGUGAGGCCUAUUCAUCUCCUGAGACGCUGCAGCACGGCGGCGGCAGCAUGGCUGCAAGCGGCGUCGGCCUGCUGCCCAAGAAAAGGAACCGAAAAGGGAAAGUGGCUGUCUUCCGAGUUGCUAAAAAUAGUAGCUUGGAGAAAUGCCCUCACCUGAGCCCGGCUUUGCUUCUCCCAUCCAGGGAGAAGUCAGGGGUGGCAGCGGCUGCGGCAGCAGGAGGAGGAGGAGGAGGAGGGAAAGUGGAAGAGGAACAAAGGGAGGGGAAAAAGCCAAAGGCUGAAGACAAAGCCUUUGGCAACAGCGAGGCCUCUGAUGGAAGACCCUCGCAGGCCCAAACCAGGGGCCAGAAGCAGCGAGCCAACCACUCCAACUACAACGGCUACACCAAGAGGCAAAGGAAGCACCUCAACCGCCGGAAGGCUCAAAACGUGCCGUCGAGGUGUAAGAACCGGGCCAAAAGGCGGCACCGGCAGCAGGCCCCUCUGCUCAGCCCCGCCGAGCCCGAAAUUCGGCUCAAGUACGUGUCCUGCAAGCGGCUGCGGCCGGACAGCCGGGCGCCACCCUUCUCCCCGUACGUCCGGGUGGAGAAGCAGGGCGAUUUCGUCACCACUUGCACCGUGGUCAACUGCCCCGCUGAUGAGGCCAGACUCCACAACGACCAGCAUGCGGUGUCUUCUUCUUCUUUGUCGGCCCAGGCUGGGUUUCUGGGGGCUGCCUCCCUGCAAGCCCGAGCCAUCCUUCCUCUGUCGUCCACAAUGCACCUCGGCCCGGUGGUCUCCAAGACCCUCAACGCCACCUGCUUGGUCUGCUGCCUGUGCCGGAACCCGGCCAACUACAAAGACCAGGGGGACCUCUGCGGGCCAUAUUACCCGGAGGACUGCCUGCCGAAAAAGAAGUCGCGGCUGAAAGACAAGAUCAAAGUGGAGGGGCUGAGCGAAGAGCCUCCCUCCCCUCCCCUCCUCAAAGGGACAGAUAAUAAUUGCGCAACCAGUACGUUGGGUGGAAAGCCGCCAAGGUUGGACAGUGGGGCUGACUCAGCGAAACAGAGCACGCUGCGCUCCAGUUCGAGGGGGAUGUUUAGGAAACUACAAAGCUGUUACUGCUGCGAUGAGAGGACAGAGGGAGAGGAAGCAGCAGCCGCAACAGCAGCAGCAGCAGCCGCAGCCGCCGCCGAAAAACCCAAGAGGCACGAAUGCGGCAAAGCUGAGUUGUCGCCGCUGGAUCCUGCUGGAGAUACGCAGGAGCACUGGGUUCACGAGGCCUGCGCAAUAUGGACAGCUGGGGUUUACCUGGUGGCAGGGAAGCUCUAUGGACUGCAGGAGGCAAUAAAGAUGGCCGCUGAUUUGAGAUGCUCCAGUUGUCAGCAAAUAGGAGCCACCAUCGGCUGUUGUCACAAAGGGUGCGCCCAAACCUUUCACUACACAUGUGCCAUUGAUACAGGUUGUUGGUUAACCGAAGAGACCUUCUCGCUCAACUGCCCCAGACAUAAGAAACAGCCCUUAUAAUGCACCGGUUGAGAAGGGGAAGUCAUUGUCGUCUCCACCAAAGUCACACAGCCCUGGGGAGAGGGGAGAUGGCAGCGGCGGAAGCGGCGGUGGGACUUUGCUUGUGGGCACCCUCACCACCUCGCCGCAGGCAGCCUCUGCAACCCAACCGAACUCCUUACGGGAGUGGCAAAGAGAAUGUAAUCCAGCCGCGUUCCUCUCCCUGCCUUCCCCCCACAACCUCCACCAUCCUCUCUUUUUUAUUUUUGCAAUAGUACUUCUACUGUGAACAGACCUGGCUGCGUGCAGAAGGCCCUUGCCCCAGUCUCCAGCGCCUGUGUUUGCUCAGGCCUCUCUGCAGUUUGAUCGGAUCCUGGACGCCAGCCCCGCUUCUGAUCCCGGGAACCCUACUCAAUCUCACGACUGGCUGGCGCAGGACUUUGGCUACGGGUUCCAAUCCCCCACCUCUGGAAUUCUUCCAAAAUCCCUUCCAGGUUGGUGCAAACACAUCCACGCCAAAAAAAACCAACAACCCCAAAACCCACCCAGUUCUGGGUUUUCGAUCCUUCCUCCGUCCGUUCUCCAAAUGCUACCCAGGUCUGGUUGAGGAGAGAAGAGGAAACGUCGUUCCGGGUUUUUAUUCCUCCCUUCUUCCUUCCUUCACUUAGGAGCUGUAACCAAUACUAAGAAGCUAAGAUCUUCUCUACCUGGGACAUGGCUGCUGACAAAACCUGGCCUGGAGCUUGUUGUUUUUCUCCGACGACUCUCCCGACGGAGAAUUCCCGAGGAUAUGCGACUCCUUGCCUUUGUUUUGGAACUUGCGUCCUUUGGCCAGAUUUUAUUGGAAGGCACACGGUGGAUGAUACCUUUCUCGAGCCCAGGCCCGAUCCGUACCAGUACCAAACACAGUACCCCAGUACCAAACUCUCUUUCUGUACGCCAGAGAGGCUAAGGGCAGCGGGCUGAAGCCGGCUAGAAACGCCGCCGUGAGCAAUAGUUUUCCGCUCACGUCGUCUUUUUCUCUCGGGGCUCCCGGGAGCUCUCCAAGCCCCUCCGUCGUCUUUAUUGCCGAUCUGAUCUAUUUUUGCCUUCAGCAGACCUCACGGUGCGUGUGCGUGUAUGUGUGUUUCUGUAUAUAUAUGUGAUCAGCGUGUAAAAAACAAAAGAGAAAAAAACAAAAAAGCACCCUGACGUUUUUUGGAAAACAAUGCCGCGUCGCUUUGGUUCGUUCGCUCGUUUGUUUUGCUUCCCGUCCCUUGUCCGCCCGACUUUUCCCCCGCCGCCUCCACCUUUCCUUGCCUCCUUUUCCACUGCAUCAUUUACCAUUUUCCUCCUCCGGGUUCAACUCCCACCUACACCUCUUGCUUCACAAGAGGAACAAAAGGAAAACCCAGAAGCUGUUGAGACCGAGGCAGAGAGCAGAAGGGCCUUUCAACAUCAUGGAGAGUCGUUGUUUCGUGAGUCUACUUUGAUUUGUCGCGCACACUUCACCUGCAGCAAAACUUCAUGGAGAGGUGAAAGCCUGGACAAACUCUUUCCAAAAUUGCAAAGAAGGAGGGAAAAGGAAUUGGUCUGGCUGAGAGUAGCUAAAAGUAUUGAGUAGUUCUGUUCACACUCAGGGCAAUGCCAUAGCCAACACAGAAGUGGGGUGGAAUCCAUUUGGCAACAUACAUGGGGCGCAAUGACAAAUUAGGAUCUAAAUACCCUAUAGGCACCAGAUUCUGUCUGACCCAGAAAGUUAAGUAUCAUCAGCCGUGGAUAGUACUUGGACAGGAGAAUCCCAAGUGCUAUAUUUCUCACCAACGAAUUCCAGGUGCUAUAUUUCAAAGGAAGGAAGUGGCAAAACCGCCUCUGAGUAGCCCUUGCCUACGAAAACCCCAAUAAACCCAUGGAAUGGCCAUAAGUUGACAGGCAACUUGAAGGCACACACACAAUUUCAAAUUACCCCGGAUCUGUUCUUUUUGGGGUUUAGUAGAUUUGGCACUUCACUAUAAUGUGCGCACGCACACACACACCUGCCAUUGAUUUGCAAGUGCUUUACUUACCGUUCUGCAGCUGUUCUCCCCAUCAGUGGCCAUUUAGAGGUAACAUCCAGCUGUUCUUGCAGCUGGACUUAUUCUGCUGGACCUUCCAAGGUUCCUUCGAAAACCCAUGUUUGGCCCAAGAGGAGAACAUCAUCUUUAUAUCUCUGGUGUGUGAUCCCUAUCUUCCACUUUUGUGACCACUUCUCCACAGCGGUCAACCAAAGCUAUUUCUCAAUCCAACUCCAAUUUUUUUUUAAAGCAACAUUGUGCGGAAAGCCCCCCAAAACAUAUGAAAACACCUGAAAAUACCCCUAGAAAUACCCUAGAAUCUCAUGCUGCCCUCCUAGAUCUGCUUUCCUCCACAGUCCCUCUCAAAAUGGCAACAGCAAGUAAUGAGACAUCCCUUCCUGUUGCCAUUUUGAGCAGGGCUUGAACAGGUAUUUGGGCUUGCUUUGCGGGAAGGCUGCCGUCCACAGAAGGUGUCUGCUUGGAAAUGAACCCCUGGUGCCUAUAUAGUUGCCACCGCAGUCUAACUGUAGAAACAUAUAGCUCCCUUGGCUACUAAAUGGCUGCUGAGGUGGGUACCCCACCUGAAGAACAGUGAGAAGCACAAGGGGAAGGAAGUAGUGUAGUAAUGCUUGGCGUUUUAUGCUCUGCCAACACAAUCUAGGAUAUUGCCUGUGGUCUCCCAGCAUAUUUGUGCCAACCUCUCAAAGCAUGUGUGGCUGGGUUUGACAGAUCAUGAUUCAGGCUGUUUGAUUCAGAGACACUUCCUCGCAUCCGCUUUGUUAACCUGUGGCUUCCAGGAAGAAACUCACUCAUAUUGAUUUCUACUUGUCAGAGCAAUGACUGCCACAUGACGGUUCCAGCAUGCCACCACAGACCACCAUAAAUGGGGACAGGUGGCCCAGGGCUACACUCAGCAUUGGGUUUCAGGUGCUUAAGACUGGCCCAGCAAGUAUGGGGAUCCACAUAAGCAAUGCCACAUCUGCAGUGGUAACACAACAAGACUUACCCCUUGGCCAGACGUUGAGAUGGAUCCCAAUCCCGCCCCUCCUGGACCAGUCUUGCUAUCGUUUUCAGCAUUGGGAAUGGGCAUUUCAACCAUCCCCACUGCCAUGCCCUGCAGUUUUUGCACAGAGCAUGGCAAUGAUUCCUUUCCAAUAAUUAACUAUUAAUUUGUAACACCUAAUUUGCUAUCCCCCUCCCCAACUACUAAAAGAAUUAUUGUAAUAGUUAAGCAUUAACAAUGAUAGUUUACAAAUUUCUAUUGCUUUAAUUCAUGGCCAAACAAAGUGAGGUUACAUGCUGCCACCAAAGGUUGUUCUCCCCAAUCCAACCAUUUUUUGGCCCAAACAAGAUUGACUCCUCUUUGAAAACCGUGCCGUUCUUAAAGCCUUUCUUGUUACAGGAAGAAAAUUGCUAAAAUUACUUGCUGCUUCCUUGGAGAACCAAACAAGUGAAGACAUAUGUCCCUCUUUUUGGCAUCUUGCGUGGCUCCAAGAAAGUCUCCAAGGCCUGAGAAAUGACCCUCAGAACUGCUGCUGUUGCCCAACCAUAACUUUAUUUCAUGUUCAGGACUUUGAAAUGAAUUUUUAGCUGUGAUGAGGAGCCAAUUAUUCUUAUGCAACAUUUUCUUUAGUAUUUUUAGUGUCGUCAAAUUAAUUCUUAACACCAACACGUUAACCUUAGCGAAUUUACUUUGAUACCAUCCAAGUUCUCCUCUACCCAAAAAGCAAACCUGCCAUGCCUGAGGCCAUUAGGGAUCAGCUCUGUCUUUCUCUUCCCUGCUUGUGUUGCAUGCAUGAAUUGUGUCGGUGGGACACACAUACACAGAAACAGAUAUGCACACAAUGUGUUCCCAGGAGGGUCCCCUUUCUUCCAUCCCAUUCUUUUUGGGCCAUUCACCAAGCUGCUUUUUGAAGGGCGGUGAGUAACUCCCACUCCCAGCAAAGACAAAGAGCAAAAUGGUGCAGAGAAGGAGACAUUUUAGAGACCGUAUAGAGAUGCAGAAAAUCUCCAGCAGUAAAUGACCCACAGAACUGAGUAGCUGAGGUUGUACCGUGUUGGAAAGAAAACCUGGAUGUCAGAGAAGUUCCUUUCCCUCUCUUGACUACUAAUCCCCGUAGGCCUCCUUAAUGGCCAGACCGAUCCCAAGCCACUCUCAAGUUACCUACGGAAAAGCACACACCCCUACACUCCUUUUGUGCGCCAAAGCCAAACAAAUUGUCCCCUGACCUGUGCGGCUCUUGCGACAUAUCACCUUGGGAGUCCUCCCUUUGUGCGCUUUUCAUGAAAGGGCCCUUUGUUGGUGCCGUUUGGUGGAAAAGUAGAAAACAGGGAGAGCAGAGAGCUAACACUGUAGCAUAGAGUCAUGUGCAUCUUUCUCUCCCAAAGGAUUGUACCAUUGAACCAGUCCAGCAAUUCCCUCCAUCUCCUGGAAAGCAAACUCCAUAGGGAAUGGGGAAGCAUUCAUUGUGCCCAAAUGUAUUUGUAAUGCAUCAGAAACCAGGGAGGGGAAAAACAAAACUCUUCCAUGCACUUAAAGCUCUUAAGAAUGUUAAAAAUUCCCCUAAAUGGAAAGGAAUGGAAGAUAGGGUUCUUGCUCUCGCAACACUGAAAAUGUAACUGUUUCAAGAAACUGCCUGUAUGACUGGGAUGAAAGCUGAGUUGGGUUGUAAUCGGUUCCAUACUCUUGUUUGCAAUGUCCUACAGAACAGAAAGUGCUGCGGAAAGUUUAAAACAGAGUAACAACUUGACAACCACACUGUCACCGUUAGGACAUGGAAAUUGCCAGGCCUGCCAUAGGCAUGAGGCCCUUAUGUUGUAUGUGCUUCAACGCUUCGUUUUGGUUGAAGUGCAGUCAGCCUCCGCAUUUGUGGCUUUGACUUUUGUGGAUUUCAUUAUUUGUGCAUUUCAUUGGUAACGUUCUCUCUAGGAAUCUAUAUCCUCCAGCAUGACUCUGCUGGAAGCUGACCAUAUAUAGAGUGAUAUAGGUAUUUCUAGGUUCUCCAGCUUGAUUCUAUGGUCAACCUCUGGCUAAUGUUGACCAUAGAGUUGUGCUGGAGGACAUACAGAUUCCUAGAAAGGUGCUCUCGCAAGUGAAAAUAAAAAGUGUUAUUUGUGCAUUUCCCACUUUCAUGGGGGUCCCCAGCGAAUGCGGAGAGCCACUGUAUACAUCUUUAGUCCUCUCUGCUCUUGCGUUGCUCUCCCGAUCCAUGGUUAGCGAGUGCAGUUACCCAUUUGGUUGGUUUCCAUUGCCCUGGUUCAAAAGUAACCAUCGUCCGUUUGUAACCCAUCUGUUCAUGGUACCCGCAUUCAUGCGCUCCACCCCUCCAUCGCCGUAUCCAUCACUGCGUCCGCAGCUUGCCCCUCGAGGUUUGCUGGCCAGGAAAAUGUCCGCUUCGAGGCGUACGCCUUCAAGGCGGCACGUUGAGACCUCCUUCGCCUCCAACAGCAUCGUGAACUCGAACCUCCACCCGAACUCCCCGGCUGUCUUUUGAAUGGCAUCUUGUACAUAAUGACUGUAAAAUGGCGAAAUCCGUGUGUAUUAUAUAUUGCCUCAUUCUAUAGUGUAUAUAUAUGUAUACAUAUACAUAUAUAUAAUAUAUAUGAAAGAUGUAAAUGUUAAAACUAGUGUUCUUAUUUAGUAUAUUGCUUCACACUGAAGAAGACUGUGUGUAACAAGCUUUCUUAAAAGAAAUUUAUUUUCCUUAAGAGUUAAAAAAAAAGAAAGAAAGAAAAAAAAUGAGGACUUUGGAUUCAAAAAACACCAAUAAAGAUUCAACAAUUGUUUUGGAUGUUUGUAGAGUCCCCUAGUAAACUAUUUAUUCUUUGCCAUCCCUUCCAGUGGGAAGAAUAGAGUAGAUGGAGAGGUUGACUAUGUUGCCGAAAUGCAAC